AGGAACCAGCCUCCCUCGCUUGCACCACUACGAUUUGCUCUCUCCGAAGCAGACACAGCAGAUACACCAGAGAUGAGGUGGCACAGCCAGCCAUUCUACAUGCAUGCAAUUUUUCUCACGCCUGACCAACUAGAUAUAGUGCAGCCAAAACAGAUGUAACACGUUUCUUUUCUAAUGCAUGCGACAGGGAACACAAGCAAAGCAGGCACCCUGCUCCCUCUGUGCAGCCCUGGGACCGGGCUAUGCUGCAGAAUUCACCUCCCCAGCCCAGGAAUGAAACUAGUCAAGGGUGCACAGCUGUCAAAUGGGCCACCUACAGAUGUCAGACAAACUAUACCAAACAGACCGAGGGUAGGAAAGCAGUAGUUGUUCCUGGAGAUGAGAAUAAGCCAACCAUGACGAUAAAGGCAAGCGGGCAACAGACAGGCGCAGCAGCUCAAGACCUCAACCCGCUGUGUACAAAAAGCAAAGCUGGAGCCUGAAAUAAGAUCCAGGCUCCAACAAAAUGGACUAUUUCCAAGUAUUUGAAAAGCUUCAAACAGCUGUGGGGAGGAAGAAAAUUCUCACAGCCUGUGACAAGGCAGAGUGAGACGGACACGAAAACAAGGUCUCCGCUAAAACAGAAAAGGCAUUGAGUCUUUGACAACGCCCGGAGGGCACGGGUGGUGCUGGCUAGGCACACACUCAGCAGGCUCCCGCUGCUAAACGAUGUUUGAGGAAAAUCCUCCUUCAAGAUAUUUGACAAGACUUGCCCACCCAGAAGACUCCCAAGAAACCAACACAGCUGUAAGUCAUGUUUUGCAGGAUCAGGAAAACACCGGACACGUCCCAGUGGACAACAGUGACAGCUUUGCUUCCUCCGGCGACUUGCCAGCAAACCCAACCUCCCCGCAGCACCACCUGGCAAAUCUGAAGAUGCUGAUGUCCAGACAGAAGGCCGAGUAUGAAUCUAAAAUUGCAAGCCUGGAGCAGCGGAACAGAGAGCUGCAGUCAGAGAUUAAGGGUAUGCAUUCAAAACUGGGACAGCAGCGUAAGCGGUACAAUCUUGUGGAGAUGAAAAUGCAAAAUGCAGAGAGAGCAAAGGAAGAUGCAGAGAGAAGAAAUGAAAUGCUCCAAAAAGAAAUGGAAGAGUUUUUUGAAACCUUCGGGGAAAUUAACAGAUGGAAAUAAACAGCUUGUUCAGUUUCAAAUUGAGCUAAACUGUAGGAGAGAGAAAGGCCACAUCCUGAUUUCAGCACAUACUCCCAUUUCAGAGGUGAAAUAAGAAACCCAACAGUAAAAACUAGGCUGUCAAUUAUAAAGUGAGCAGUUGCUACAAACACUUUGGGAUCCCUGAACUCCAGGAGCUCUGCACCACCCUGCUAUGCCAGGGAUGCUUUCUCUUACCACUGGAAAAAUCUUUCAGACACACUGCACUACCAACUCCCAAGCCAGCCUAUGCAGUGUGCUGGGGAAGCACCCUGGUGUUUUUUGGCUAGCCUUGAGUCUUGUACUGAUGCACUAAAUGCUUAAGUGGCCAAGUGUUUUUAAUGAAGGGAUGCCAUGCUUGCUGGAGUGCGUUUUACCAGCCACCCCAGAAGUCACACAGCUAUUAUUGCAUGGUCUUUAGAGUGCUGAGCUCAUACCUGCAUCCCAAAGUCAGCUGUUUCAGGUAGAGACAAAUACAGAGGAAAAAAAAUGAGACAACACACUUGCACCUCCCUGUAGUUCCCAUCAGCACUCUUACAUAGCCCUGUGCCUGGGAUCCAGAGCCGUUGUGCAGUUCCUGUCCUCUUACUGAAGGGAUAUGCAUUCAUGGAGAAGGAAGAGGUCUCUUCCAAAGCCAUUUGCUCCUCUGGAUUAUAAUUAGCCUCCGUACAGGACUCCCAUAUGAACACAUUAUUCUUAAGACAGUCACUGGUAGACUCCCUCACUCACAUCUCAUCAGAGCUACUUCUCUCCACAUGAGAAAUGUGUUAACUGUUUUGAUACCAGCAUUAAUGACACAUAUACAGUUAAAUAUCAAGAAAAUAAUUGCUGUUCUUUUAACCCACUGCAGAAGAAUUUUAACAAUGGCAUCUGUAUACUUAAACCUGUACUGAAUUUAAAA
This is a messenger RNA of Harpia harpyja (harpy eagle), 2089 nucleotides long. Its product is annotated as rho GTPase-activating protein 24-like. The coding region runs from base 709 to 1170 and encodes 153 amino acids. NCBI's taxonomy places the organism in Eukaryota, Metazoa, Chordata, Aves, Accipitriformes, Accipitridae. The record is from RefSeq and is a predicted model, not a curated record. The transcript has 2 exons.